Podarcis raffonei (Aeolian wall lizard) is the source of this 561-nucleotide messenger RNA. RefSeq names its product interferon alpha-5-like. The record is from RefSeq and is a predicted model, not a curated record. Gene Ontology annotation, cellular component: extracellular region. The coding region runs from base 1 to 561 and encodes 186 amino acids. The transcript has a single exon. Lineage: Eukaryota; Metazoa; Chordata; Lepidosauria; Squamata; Lacertidae. Gene Ontology annotation, biological process: adaptive immune response; cytokine-mediated signaling pathway; T cell activation involved in immune response. Gene Ontology annotation, molecular function: type I interferon receptor binding; cytokine activity.
AUGGGUCUGCAACAAGUUGGCCUCUUGAUUCUGCUUGCCUCUGGAGCUGUAACUCUGAACUGUGAUGAAAUUGUGCAAGAUCAAAAAGGUGAGCUAAGGAACACCAAAGAGCUUCUGGAAGCAAUGAGUGGAGGACCAGCAUCUCCCCCAGAGUGCCCAAUUACAGGCAUGCCAGACUUUGGCUUCCCCAUAAGAAGCACCUCAAGACCCAGCAAAGAGGAUGCAAGGAUGGCAAUAGGGCUGAUCUUCAAGGAGACCCUCCGUGUUUUUCAGCUGAAUUUCACCCAAGCCAACUGGAACACAACGGUCACAGAACUUUUCCAAAUGGUGCUCCACCAACAAAGUCAAUGGUGGGAGAGGUGUUCUGUUGCACACAUUGGGAGAGAGGCAAGACUGAAAGAUCCUCGUGUAAAACUAAACCUGAUGAUAUACUUCAGGAAACUCCAAACGUUCCUGAGAGACAAACAAUACAGCCUUUGUGCAUGGGAGGCUGUGCGAAAGACUAUUUCGGUGAACAACUUGAUUCUUCUUGAUCAACUGCUCAAAUCUCUCUCUGACUAA